Messenger RNA from Exophiala bonariae, 753 nucleotides. RefSeq lists its product as uncharacterized. The transcript is spliced from 2 exons. The coding region runs from base 1 to 753 and encodes 250 amino acids. NCBI's taxonomy places the organism in Eukaryota, Fungi, Ascomycota, Eurotiomycetes, Chaetothyriales, Herpotrichiellaceae. The record is from RefSeq and is a predicted model, not a curated record.
AUGCAAAAGCUCCAAGAUCUACCUCCAUCGGCACAGAUGUCAUGGAGAACCCCAAGGUCUUGCAGGAAUUGUAGAGACAGAAAGAACGACCUGAGUGAUCAACGACACAAUCGCGGUUUGCAUGGAAAAUCCACUUCCGCUAGAGGUCUCCCAAUUCGCGACAGUCGGACAUCUUUGAAUUUGAGCAGCAUUGAAGAGUGGCCUUAUUUGACACAGCAACCAGACCAAAACAUCUUCCCUGGUGCACCUAUUAUUACUGACACUCUGCCUGAUAUCUCUUCCUCCGAAUCUGUGGGUCUCAAACUCUCAAAUGCAACAUACGACAGAUUUCUCCAGCCGUCUCAAACAGUAACACCUCCACCACUGCCAACCAAAACCUUGAGAUUCUCAGGCCUUUAUCUACCUGAUAUCAUAUGGGCACCAACCAUCUGCAACCAAUCGACCUGGCAGAUAUCUCCUCAGAAAGCCACCUUCAACAACCAACCGCGAUGUGUCUGGAGCAACAAUUCAACCAGUCAGCAACUGUCCUGUGAUAUCUUGCCGAAGGGGGAUGAGCUAGACGGCCACCACGACCGUAUCAUGCAGAUGAUUGCCGAUCUGGUCUUCGAGAGCGAUGAUGCGACAAAUAAACAUAAUAAGGAGUUCCAGAAUGGCUUUGCAGUGCAGGAAGACGCCAGAGUCAAACGCACGAGACUGUCUGGUGCAGCGAGUGAUUUCCGCCCUGGCAGUCAAUACCAUCAGCGUGAAUCGUAG